This is a messenger RNA of Topomyia yanbarensis, 4979 nucleotides long. Its product is annotated as rab GTPase-activating protein 1-like. NCBI's taxonomy places the organism in Eukaryota, Metazoa, Arthropoda, Insecta, Diptera, Culicidae. The record is from RefSeq and is a predicted model, not a curated record. Bases 338 to 4084 code for a protein of 1248 amino acids. The transcript is spliced from 10 exons.
AAUUAGCAGCCAGUCAGUAAGUAGUGUUGUUCAGUGAAGAAAAAAAAGUAAGUUGAUCAGUGAAUGUUUUUGCAGGAAAAAGUGGUGAAAUUUUCCAUAAAUAGUCCAAAAAACUGUUGAGAAGGUCACUUCUAACUGCAAAAGCUCGAAUUCAACAUCAUUGAAAUGAAUAAUCAACACUUGCAAUUCAUAAUACUCAAAGCCAACAUGUUACUAGGAGAAAGACUACGCUAAAAAAAGUCACUGGAUAGCUAUACCGAAUAUUGUUAUUUCGUCCUACGUCAACCACACCGAGUACCAUAUUGAUAUUUAGAAUUCGUUCUCUUGCUCCAAUAAAAUGGAGCAUGGCAAAGCAACUGACUGUAGCAGUACCACACCAACAAAGCCGGAAUCAGUGACACUUCAACUGGGUGCAGCACAGAAAACAGAUGACAAUCUCAGCAUAAAAUCGUCCGAUUCGGUAACAACCAGCGGUGAAUACGAAAUCGUCCCGGAGGCUACAUCACUUGCAGACGUGGUUGACGGAACUGGUUCGAUCUUGAACUUAGUCAAAGAUCAAAUUCAGCAGGGUUCAAAACAGUUUGGCGAUUUGAACCUGACGGAUUGUUUUGAAGAAGACGAGGUGGUGGUGAACUUGAUUGCCUCUGUUCCGGCAAAAAUUGAGCCUAUUUCACCCAUUCUGAACAUCGAAGGGAACGGGAACGUGCUAGAUCUGGAAAAGAACAUGGAUGAGGUCAUUCACGAGCUGGACGAAGAGCGCACGCUUAGUGCCAGCGAUGACGAUCCUGGGAGUGCCAACAAAACUCCAGUAAAAUGCACCAGCAGCGGUACCGAUCCGAAGCCACCACUAUCCCAGCUAUCCCUAAGAGGAUUAAAACUGCGCCCUCCGAAAGACACUGUCGUAAAAUCUCCAAAUCUACAGUCCCCGGAAAAUCGGGUAGGACAAUCGGUCUUCUACGACUGUCUCGAUUCUAGCCCGAUGACGGAGAAAAAAGAUACCAUGAAACCGGAUCACUAUCCGGCCGAAACGGAUGACGAUGAACUGUCCGAUAUCGAUCAGGAGUGUACUAUUUUCAGUGGAGUUUCCUACCUGGGAGCAACGGGGAUCAAGAUUCCGAAAUCCGAGAAGGAAAUCCUGCAAAAGGUAGCAGAAAUGCACGCAACUUCGAGUGUAACACCGUUGGGCAUGAAGAUUUCAGUUAGCAUUCCGACCUGCUCAGAGGGGUUGGUGGUGUUAUACGAUGGGGAAACGAACGCUGUCGUUGCUACCUACGAGGUUCAACGUAUUUUAUUCUUCGCGCGUGGUCCCGCCGGCACGCCGACACAGGCCUGCUUUGCAUUCACGUGGUCCCACGGAGAAUCACAGGAAACUGCCAGUCAUCAGUGCCAUGUCUUCAGAUGUAACAUCCCGGAGGCGGUGACCCAAGUCAGCGCUUGCUUUGCGAAGGCCUUCCAACGUGUGCUGCCACCGAGCGUUCCAGGAAGUAUGACAACCUCGCUGGCCGAUUGCAGUCUGAACCCGAUGGUAGCGUCCAUAACCUCGGAUAGUGCCGGCAAUCCGAUCCAAUCGGCGAUGUACGAAUUCAAUGUUUCGCUGGAAAUCAAGGAGAAGGAAAAAAGUGGCUACACGACAGUGCCCAGAGACGCAAAAUCCAGCUUUCGUCUCAGGUGCAACACAGACAAAGAAGUAUGCAUCGUAGUAAAACAGGUCCCGUCGGAGCUGUAUCCUUCGCUGUUCAUCGAGCGAUGCUUUGGAGUGCUUCUGAGUCCGGGAAAAAUUGUUCGGCAAGCCGAUAUGCAACUCUUGGAUAUGGUCAACAUGGGAUACGUCAAACCGGAAUCGACAUUGGUUCAGUCAAAUCCAAUGACCGCUUCGAUAACGUCACUGUCGGCAGCUUCGACCAUCUCACAGUUACCGUAUCAAAUUCGAGCAGAAUGGAAAGCGAACGAUAAAGCAUUCGAGCAGCUUAACACUGAAACACAGAAAAAAUCUUUAACCGUUGCAGUCGAUCUAGUCAUCAAAGGUAUCCAGGAACCGGUGCGAUUCGUAAUUGAAACAUCUGUUAUGAUACUGUCGCAAAGCGAACUACGGAUAAUGCAAAAUCUGUUCACUAACAAACGACUGCUGGUGAUGCAGUACUAUCUGACACUACGGGAAAGUGGUGAGGGUAGCUGGGAGGUUGAAUCCAUUGAUCAUUCCGACGAAAUUGUCGAUCAAAUGGCCCCCGCAUCGCUAUCGCUAAAUCUAAACUUUAAAACUUGGACCUUCAAAACGUCCGCCAGUGUGCAAUCGAUGGAGUUUGACGAUUCCAGUCCAGACUACAGCUCCGACGGUGACGAACCGCUGCUCAGUGGCACCGGCGAGGUCUCGAGAGAGUGCCCCAGUGCUUUGCUGGAUGAUUGGAACGAAAUACUGGUCGAGUGGGAUCGGGACAACUUGGACAAGCGUCCUCGGAAUCUGGCGAGUCUGGUUCGAUGUGGUAUACCGGAUAUUCUUCGGGGAGCCAUCUGGCAAAAGUUGGCCAAUGUCGAGAACAAAACGGAGAUGACAGACUCGUACCGGGUGUUGAUCACCAAAGAGACCAGCUGUGAGAAUGUGAUUCAACGGGAUAUCAACAGAACGUUUCCGGCACACAAGUUCUUCAAGGAGAGCGGUGGGAUAGGUCAGGACAGUCUGUAUAAGGUAUCGAAGGCGUAUGCGGUGUAUGACACUGAGGUCGGUUACUGUCAGGGGUUAAGCUUCAUUGCGGCCAGUUUGCUGCUUCAUAUGCCCGAGGAGGAAGCUUUCUGUGUGCUAGUCGCUCUGAUGUACAACUACGGCCUGCGUGAUAUGUACAAACUGGGCUUCGAAUCACUCUACCUUCGACUGUACCAGCUGAAUCGUCUCAUGAAGGAUCAGCUACCGGAUCUGUAUGAACAUUUCUACAACACCGGGAUCGAGUCGCACAUGUUCGCCAGCCAGUGGUUUCUGACGCUGUUCACCGCCCGCUUCCCGCUGUAUUUUGUGUUCUACAUUUUGGAUGUGUUCCUGUUGGAUGGGAUUACGGUACUCUUCCAGGUGGCUUUGACACUGCUUUCGGCUUGCAAGAAAGAUUUACUCGAGCUAGAUUUUGAGGGGAUUUUGAAGUAUUUCCGCGUAUCACUGCCCAAAAAGUGUAGGAGCGACAAUCAAGCCAAGAGGCUGAUGAAGUUGUCGUUUGAGUGCAAGGUGAAGAAGUUGAAAAAGUACGAAUUGGAGUACUUGGCCAAGAAGGAGGAAAGUGAACGCAAAGAGCGAGAAAUGAAACAGUAUGAGCUGAAGUUUAACGAGGAGAGAAUAAAAAUGAAGCAAGAGAUUGUGGCGUUAAAUGCGAAACUGGAAACCAUGACCAGGGAUGAGAAAAAGAACAGCGGAAUCAUUGUGGACUAUAAGCAGAUCAUACAAAGGCAAGAGCAUGAAAACAACAAGCUUCAUCAGAUGUUGGAGGAUUUGACGAAAACUGUGUCUCUCUGUUCGAAAUGUUCAUCCAGCAUACCGAAAUCGUCGCCGUUGCAUAAAAGUUAUGGCAAAAACUUACAAAAUUCGAAUAAUGAGAAUAACAAUGACCAAACCAUCCACCAGGAGAAUAAUCUUGGCCCACUAGAUCCGCUGCUAAUCGCGACACAGCGGAUACGAGAGCUGGAGUUGGAACUAGCUCAAACUAAAUUGGCGCAGGUUGAAGCAGAAUGCAAAAACCAGGACCUCCACCAUCAACUGAAUGCCACUCUAACAGAAAUGCAAACCCAUCGCAGCAGUUGGCAACCGUGGUUCUCAAAAACACUGAACUCCAUUCAGGAGAAAGUUGUUACAAGGCGUGAUGUGAAUGCCCCAAUACCCACGUUCCAGUCGUACACCGACCCGAGCGUAAAACUGCGUGAUCAUUCCCAAACUUUCCCCGCGCAAGCCCAAUUGCGGAACAAGCUGAAUCAGCGUCACACUUUGGCACAGGUGCCAUUCGAAGCCGCUGGAGGAAUCGGAGAUGCAAGACACGUUGGUGUUGGCGGACAAGCUAACGAGAACGUUCUAUUUCAGGAUUCCGUACAAAGGUGCAACAGUCUGAAGUAAAUCCAGCCAGCAGUGAGACUGCAUUUCCCAAAUCGAAGAACACUUAACAAAAGUACUAUUAUUAAUACAACACUCACACACACACACACACACACACACACACACACAUAGCAGUAAAUGCCAUGCCCUUUAUCUAGUUUGUUUUAUACAAAAACGGCGCGAGACUUGCUGACUUCAUCGCUUAGCGCUCGGGUUUCAUGACUUUUUUGUUGAGAACAAAUCUUAGGCUGUUGUGAAGGGAAUCCAAAUUUUCCUUGGAUUAGAAAUCCUCUCUAUGAAUCAAAGGAUGGAUAGCUUCAAUCGAUUGAUUUGCGUACUUCAUCAGACUGUGCUUCAUUUUUGAUGUCAUUUACCUAUCAUAUCUCUCUAUCGUAUAACCCAAGUUGUAUUACAUUGUUAGUGUUAGAAUACCUACUGUAGAUUGAUUUUUUUAUUGGUUUUGUUAUAAAAGCACCUACGAUAAAAGUAAAAAUCUUUAGUACCGAUUAGCUUAUCUAAAUAACUAAUACCUUCAGAAGAAGAUUGCAUUUUUUCGAAUUACAAACGAUACAUCCUGUGAGUAGAAACUAGAUUUUGUAGAACAAACGCUUCAAACCGAAUUAUUUAAUUUUUGCCAUUGUUAUCAAAUCGGCCCAACACCUGUUUUCCUUUUAUGCGUCAAUCGGCCCUAUCUGCAAUGGUUACCGAUAAGAUGCGCAUUGUGACGAAGCUAGUUCAAGCAAACCUGAGAGGGUCAAUUGAUGCUCGGUAUCAUGAUACUAUCAGAAAUCCUUACUCAAAUAAUCGAAGCAAACAGUAACACUUAUGAGUAAUCUCUCUGUAAUUAUCUUUGUUCGAUAUAUAGCAUGCAUAGCAUCAAUAAAAAAUACAAGCGACGUAUACACUGAUACUCUUA